GGAAUUUUUAGAUUUCUUACCCCCAUUUUUUAAAUUAAAAAACCCAAUUAUCUCAUUUCCAUGAAAGGAAUAGUCACAUCUCCCUCCCUCUCUCUCCGCUACCUAUAUAAGCAAUCCUCCACCCCAAUUCCUCAUUCAUACCUCCAAUUCUCUCAUCUCCCUUACAUGAUUGCUUCUCUAGUGGGCCAGACACUUACUCCCAAGACAAUCCGAACCGUCCAUCAUCAAUCGAAGCCGAUGGCCGCCUGCGUCGACAAUCCAAGGAAUGAUACAGCGAAGAAACCGAUCUAUCGCAGCUCCGAUCGGGCCCAGAUGGAGAAUUCACGGUGCAGGUACACUGAAUUCGAUAGACGCAGUUAUGGGAAUUAUACUACAUGUGCGCCUAGGUCCAUUGAUGUGGACCCCGCUCAAGUGUCCAUCGCCGAUCACAACGAAGAGGAGGAAGAUCUGUGGCUGAAAAUCUGCGACGAAGCUCGAUCAGACAUCGAUCAAGAACCCAUCUUAAGGAAUUACUAUUUUGCAGCGAUCCUGUCGCACAAUUCACUGGAACGAGCCCUAGCCAACCAUCUGGCGAAUAAACUGUCCACCACAAAUCUACCGUCCAACGUUCUGUUGGACAUCUUUUCAACGGUUCUGAUCGAUGAUCAUGAGAUCAGGAUGGCGAUCUGGGAAGAUCUAAAGGCUGCAAAAGAGAGGGACCCAGCUUGCAUGAGCUUGGUCCAUUGCCUGCUGAAUUUCAAAGGGUUUCUAGCAUGCCAAGCACAUCGAGUGGCACAUAAGCUAUGGAUCAACGGUCGAAAAGUGCUGGCUCUCUUGAUCCAGAACCGUGCAUCGGAGGCAUUUGCGGUGGAUAUUCAUCCAGGGGCGAAGAUCGGACAUGGGAUCUUAUUCGAUCAUGCGACUGGGGUUGUGAUCGGAGAGACGGCUGUGAUCGGAGAUGAUGUGUCCAUUCUACACAAUGUAACAUUAGGUGGGACCGGAAAAGUGUCCGGUGACCGGCAUCCGAAGAUCGGAAACGGGGUGUUGGUGGGUGCUGGGACCCACAUUCUAGGGAAUGUGAUGAUCGGUGAGGGGGCGAAGAUUGGAGCUGGAUCUGUGGUUUUGAAGGAGGUCCCACCAAGAACAACGGCUGUCGGUAAUCCGGCUAGAUUAGUUGGAGGGAAGGAGAAUCCAGUUAAGUUGGAUAAGUUGCCUAGUUUUACUAUGGACCAUACAUCAUUUAUUAAUGAAUGGUCGGAUUAUGUUAUUUAGGUGGGCCCC
This is a messenger RNA of Magnolia sinica, 1260 nucleotides long. RefSeq names its product serine acetyltransferase 1, chloroplastic-like. The transcript has a single exon. Lineage: Eukaryota; Viridiplantae; Streptophyta; Magnoliopsida; Magnoliales; Magnoliaceae. Bases 61 to 1251 code for a protein of 396 amino acids. Gene Ontology annotation, cellular component: cytosol; cytoplasm. Gene Ontology annotation, molecular function: L-serine O-acetyltransferase activity. The record is from RefSeq and is a predicted model, not a curated record.